AGUGAUCUGACUCACUACAUGGCAGCAUGCUUGACUGUGUUUGCCUGUCCUUAGAACACACGAAAGCUUUUGUUGUUCUUAAAGGUGCCGCUUGACUCCUACGUUGUUCUACUGCUUCAGACCAACACGGCUGCCCACUUGGGUCUAGCAUUAUUGAAAGAGGAGGCAAUAAUGUGCUACUUGGGAGGGAGGUCACGAUCACUUAAAAAGAGGCCCAGAGAAGAGGGCAAUCUUUCCCGCCCCCUUUGUGUUUCCGCCACGUUAGUCACUCGGGAAUCCGCUCAGAACCCGAAGAGAGGUCUCUGUGGAACGCUCUUUUCCCUUUAUCUCUAUAGGCACAGCGAGAGUGGGAGGGACCGGAAGUUGGUAAAAAAAUUUCCCCCGGAGGGCGACGUAAACCAGCGCGGGCGCACUAGAAGUACCCCAAGAGCCGCUGUUUGUCGGUUGUUGCGGCCUUCACGGCGGCGUUGUUGUUUUGUCGGUCAUCGGAACGAGGAUUCUACCUGGGCCGUUGCCAUGGCGAUGCAAGCGGCGAAACGCGCCAACAUUCGUCUUCCCCCUGAAGUCAACAGAAUUUUGUAUAUCAGAAAUUUGCCGUAUAAAAUCACUGCUGAAGAAAUGUAUGAUAUUUUUGGAAAAUAUGGACCCAUUCGACAAAUCAGAGUAGGAAAUACUCCUGAAACUAGAGGAACAGCUUAUGUUGUCUAUGAAGAUAUCUUUGAUGCCAAAAAUGCUUGUGACCAUCUGUCAGGGUUCAACGUGUGCAACAGAUACCUUGUGGUCUUGUAUUAUAACGCAAAUAGGGCAUUCCAAAAAAUGGACACAAAGAAAAAGGAAGAACAGCUGAAACUCCUCAAGGAGAAAUAUGGAAUAAACACAGACCCACCAAAAUGAGACCCUUGGCCUUUGUGAAAAACCUUGUUCUAUGGACAGUUAUUUGUUUUAAUCUGUUAUUUUCUGGACUAAAAUUUCCUCACAAAUACAUGUGUCUGCUUUCAAGCACUGAAGUCUUUAGUGCUUAAUUUUUGACCAUAUAGAAUACUUUAUAAUCCUAAAUUUAGUGGAUCGCAGCUAUGUUAACUCCAGUGUCUUUUUCUAGUUGAUGUUCCCAAAUGCAGACUAACCAAGGUGUUUGGUAUGCUGGUGAUAAAAUUUCCUGCAAACCAGAAGCUUAUACAAGGAAACAUCAAAAAAUGAGUUAAAUAUUGUAAAUCUGUUAAAAGUAUAUGUAUAUUUUUCCAA
This is a messenger RNA of Heteronotia binoei (common prickly gecko), 1242 nucleotides long. It is a transcript of the gene SF3B6, whose product is annotated as splicing factor 3b subunit 6. The transcript has 4 exons. Lineage: Eukaryota; Metazoa; Chordata; Lepidosauria; Squamata; Gekkonidae. The coding region runs from base 172 to 894 and encodes 240 amino acids. Gene Ontology annotation, cellular component: cytoplasm; nucleus; ribonucleoprotein complex. Gene Ontology annotation, molecular function: mRNA binding. The record is from RefSeq and is a predicted model, not a curated record.